AUGAACCUUGAAAGUUCGCCUUGUCUGCCAACACCUAAUACUAUAAGAGAACCUCUGAUAAACAAUACCAAAGAAAAUGAAUCCAACACUAUAUCUACUAAUACAGGCUCUGUUGUUGAGCCAAUACCAAUUGAUGAUGGGACAAAUGUAUGCAAUGAUUCUCUAGAUGUUAUACAUCUUACACACAGCAGUAUGGACAAUGAUACCAACCUUUAUCCUACUGUUAAUGUACUCAAAAAUAAAAGAAUUCCUAUGAAUGAUGCUGAACAGACUGUUAGUCCAAAACUGUCUCUGUAUGUAUGGAAUGUGCAUUUCUACAAUGACAUGGGUGAUGAGGUAUACUUUGAUGCAAGUGGAUACCCACCAUCUAUUUUUGAUAUUUUUAACUGGUAUGUGACACAGAACGGGUUGUCUACUUACACCAAGGUUGGAAACUAUGAAUCUGCAACUUCAGCAGGAUCUAAACUGGUCAUAAAUGAUGAGCUCAUGGUAUGGAAAGGUGGACAACAAAAGGUGCCACUGUCUGUCUGUACUACAAGCUGUUUACCUGGACACAGAAAAGCUAACCAGCGAGGACAGCCUAAGUGCUGCUUCAUCUGUAUCCCCUGCUCUGAGGGUGAGAUUGCUAACCAGACAGAUUCCACUGAUUGUCUGAGAUGCCCUGAGGAUCACAUGUCUAAUGAGAGACGAGAUAAGUGCUUUCAGAAAUCUUUAGAGUUUCUUGCCUAUGAAGACCCUCUGGGGGCAACACUUGCAGCCUCAGCCUUAGCCUUUGCAAUGGUGCCAACAACAAUCCUAAUCAUUUUUAUUCAAUAUAAGAACACUCCUGUAGUUAAAGCCAACAACCGAGAGAUCAGCUAUCUACUUCUCAUUGCUUUGAUAAUGUGCUGCCUCUGCUCUUUAGUUUUCAUUGGCCGACCCAAUAUGGUGACUUGUGCAAUCCGACAAGCUGCCUUUGGCAUUGUAUUUACACUAUGUGUCGCCUGUGUGUUGGCUAAAACCAUCAUGGUAGUCAUUGCAUUCAAAGCCACAAAUCCAAACAGUAACCUAAGGAAAUGGGUGGGGUCUGCAUUGCCCUACACUAUCAUCUUGUCUUGCACACUCUCUCAAAUUAUUCUCUGCAUUAUCUGGCAAUUAACAUCUUCUCCAUUCCCAGAAACAAACAUGAAAUUCCUGAGCGGGACAAUAAUAAUUGAAUGUAAUGAAGGUUCCAUUGUUGCAUUCUGGUGCAUGCUGGGAUACAUGGGUUUGCUUUCCUGUGCCAGUUUUUUAGUGGCAUUUCUAGCUAGAAAGCUACCUGACAGUUUUAAUGAAACCCAGUUUAUAACCUUUAGCAUGCUGGUGUUUGUCAGUGUAUGGCUCUCAUUUAUCCCAGCGUAUCUCAGCACAAAGGGGAAGUACAUGGUCGCUGUGGAGAUAUUUGCCAUCUUGUCUUCCAGUACUGGCUUGCUCAGUUGUAUAUUUCUACCAAAAUGCUACAUCAUUAUCUUUCAGCCUCAGAGAGAUACGUUUAAUUUCAUAAAAAAAUCACAUUUCACAAAAACAAAGACUAUUACAACUGACCUACAACAUGUUUCAUCAAAAUUACACAUUACAAUCACAUUUGAUAUAAAAAUGUGCAGUCAUAUAGAAAAAUCACUGCUGGUGUGGUCUUGGAUCAUAAGAAUUAUAAUGGAAAUUUGUGUUGCUCAGUAUUUGCACCUUGCUAAUGCCCACUGUUAUGGUGGAUCUCCAACUAAAGAAUUUUGUGUUUGUACACCAGGAGUGAUUCAGUAUGUGAUAAGCUUUCACUUUUCUCCAUGGUCUUGUGCCUCAGAUGUUAGUACAUUUAAGUAA
This is a messenger RNA of Protopterus annectens (West African lungfish), 1836 nucleotides long. RefSeq names its product vomeronasal type-2 receptor 26-like. Gene Ontology annotation, biological process: G protein-coupled receptor signaling pathway. Gene Ontology annotation, molecular function: G protein-coupled receptor activity. Gene Ontology annotation, cellular component: membrane. NCBI's taxonomy places the organism in Eukaryota, Metazoa, Chordata, Ceratodontiformes, Protopteridae. The coding region runs from base 1 to 1836 and encodes 611 amino acids. The transcript has 5 exons. The record is from RefSeq and is a predicted model, not a curated record.